Messenger RNA from Oreochromis aureus, 3007 nucleotides. Its product is annotated as E3 ubiquitin-protein ligase TRIM21-like. The record is from RefSeq and is a predicted model, not a curated record. Gene Ontology annotation, biological process: protein ubiquitination. Lineage: Eukaryota; Metazoa; Chordata; Actinopteri; Cichliformes; Cichlidae. Gene Ontology annotation, molecular function: ubiquitin-protein transferase activity; protein binding; zinc ion binding. The transcript is spliced from 2 exons. Bases 153 to 1859 code for a protein of 568 amino acids.
GAGCAACACCUGAAAAACAAGAAGUUCAACGUCAUUUUGCAGAAUUGAACGUGUGAGAGAGCAGCAGCAGAGCUGCAGUCGAGUCCUGUUUGUCUCUAAAAGAAGAUUCACUGGAGUCCAUCAGGUUUCUCUCAGCAACAGUGAGUGCAGACAUGUCUGCUGCCAGCAAUCUGCGAUCUGAAGAUCAGUUUCUGUGCUCCAUCUGUCUGGAUGUGUUCACUGAUCCAGUCACUACACCAUGUGGACACAACUUCUGCAAAACCUGCAUCAGUCAGCACUGGGUCACUAAUGGCAGACAGAAGUGUCCUAUGUGUAACAGAGUGUUCAAGAGACGACCUGAACUAGACAUCAACACUUUGUUCUCUGAGGUAGUUGCUCAGUUCAGACGUGAAGCUCAGCAGAAAGCCAGCAGCAGCAGCUCAGAGCAACAAGCUGCCAAACCAGGAGAAGUUCCCUGUGACGUCUGCACUGGAACCAGACUGAAGGCCCUGAAGUCCUGCCUGGUGUGUCAGACCUCCUACUGUCAGACUCACCUGGAGCCUCAUCUGACAGUGAAACGUCUGAAAAGACAUCAGCUGAUUGAUGCUGUGGAGAACCUGGAAGGCUGGAUGUGCACGAAGCACGAUAAACUUCUGCAGCUGUUCUGUAAGACCGACCAGACAUGUGUCUGCGUGCUCUGCUCUGUUUUAGACCACAAGAACCACGAGUUUGUUCCUCUGAGAGAAGAAUAUGAAGGAAAGAAGGCAGAGCUGGAGAAGACAGAGGCUGAGAUUCAGCAGAUGAUCCAGAAGAGACGACUGAAGAUUCAGGAGAUCACAGAGUCGGUGAAGAUGAAUAAAGAUGCUGCAGACAGACAGAAAGCAGAAGGUGUUCAGGUCUUCACUGCUCUGAUGGAGUCUGAGAGACACCUGAAGGAGCUCAUGAAGGAGAUCGAAGACAAACAGGAAGCUACAGAGAAACAGGCUGAAGGUCUCAUCAAAGAUCUGGAACAGGAAAUCUCUGAGCUGAUGGAGAGAAGCUCUGAGGUGGAGCAGCUCUCACGCUCUGAAGACCACCUCCACCUCCUCCAAAGCUUCUCCUCCCUGAAAGCUGCUCCACCCAGCAAGGACUGGACAGAGGUCAGAGUUCAUCCACCAUCAUAUGAGGAGACCGUGGGGAGAGCUGUGGCUCAGCUGGAGGAGACAGUCUGGAAACCCAUGAAGAAGAAGCUGUUUGAGGCUGAGCUGCAGAGGGUGCAGCAGCAUGAGGUGGAUGUGACUCUGGAUCCUGAUACAGCUCAUCCUUAUCUCAUCCUGUCUGAUGAUGGAAAACAAGUGUAUCAUAGUGAUGUGAAGAAGAAUCUUCCAGACAACCCAGAGAGAUUUUCUUACUGUGUUAAUGUUUUAGGAGAGCAGAGUUUCUCUUCAGGCAGAUUUUACUUUGAGGUUCAGGUUAAAGGAAAGACUGAGUGGACUUUAGGAGUGGCCACAGAGUCGAUCAACAGGAAGGGAAAAAUCACACUGAGUCCUCAGGAUGGUUUCUGGACUGUGAGGCUGAGAAAUGGAAAUAAGUACAAAGCUGGUGCUUCCUCUUCAGUCCAUCUCUGUCUUCGUCCUGGUCCUGAGAAGGUGGGGGUGUUUGUGGAUUAUGAGGAGGGUCUGGUCUCCUUUUAUGAUGUAGGUGCUGCAGCUCUGAUCUACUCCUUUACUGGCUGCUCCUUCACUCACAAACUCCACCCAUUCUUCAGUCCCUGUCCUAAUUAUGGUGGUAAAAACUCUGCACCUCUGAUCAUCUGUCCUGUCAAUAACAUUAAUCUAUCCCUGAUUUCAUUGGAAGGACUUGAAUGGGAAGAAUUUGAAUUACAUUUUGAUUCUGAUUAAAGGGACCAAAUGAACAUACUGAGUGUAAAUCCUCUACAGUCUCCAUGUUUCUAUAGAAUCUGAUCAUCAGGACUCUGAUUCACACUUUGAUUCUCAUGGAGUUUGAUUUGAACAGAAGAAAAGUUGAAUCAGGAAAUGUUCCCACUGAUGGAGACUCGAGCUGAAGAGCAAAUAUCAGAGAAUAAAUGUCCAAAAGCUUCAUUUACAAUAAAGUUUGUUAAACGCUGUAGGGUUAGAGAAAAUAAUUUUACUACUAUUGUCCAUAUUACUAUUGCAUUAAUAAUUAAUAUUGAUAUUGCAUUCAGAUAUUCAAACAUACUGGUAUCAUAUUAGCCUUUGUUACAGGUCCAGUAAGAACCACUUUAACUGUUGAGUUGAAUCUAUAAUCUUAAAUGCUUUUGAAUGCUUUUAUAAUCUUAAAAUGUUUAUAUGCAGACUGCAUUGUAAAAGAAAGGCCUAACGCUGAGUAUACUCUGUGCCAAAAUAAGACAGGAAAUUACAUGUUUGCAGGGCAUGCUUUUUGCAGAAGGGUAACCAAAAGCAGAGUCUGAGUGCAAGUUAUUUUGAGGAGCUGUUUGGAUGAUGUUAUUUGAAUAACCAGGUUAUUCUUUGUUAUCUUUUAUUCAUGUAUACCUUUUAUUAAGUUUUAAGUAGUGGCAUUUGAUUGAAACAUUUGUUUAACACAUUUCACAUAUGAGUCAAGAUUAUUACACACAUGACAGGCCUCGGUCUGGUUGCAUAUGCCAGAGGUCAAAGACAGUUCAAGCAAGGUUAACACACAUACACACAUACACCCACACACACCCAUACAUACACAUACAGCUAGUGAGUUCAUUUUGUAGGUGAAAGUUUAAGCAUGUUUUGCUAGAUCUGCAUUUUUAUGUCUGUGUGUACGUGACUGUUUGAUGAAGCAGGUGCAAGAUGUUCCAGAAGCUAUGCUUGAGCUGUGGUCGAGGGACUGCACCUGCGGGAGGAUGGCAGCGAGUAUUCUUUUAAACUAUGUUAAAAGUCAUUGUGGUUUUGAUUUGAUGUAGAGAGGGCGUCAGUAAAUAUACCUUGACAAAUAAAUCUAUGGUUGUGUCGUUGUUGGGGUAGAGAUUGAUGCUGUCUGCGUCCAGGUUCAUCUUUCCACACGUGUGUAUCAAUAA